UUGUGUUGCUUUAAAUGUUAAAUAUGUCGGUGUGUUAACAGAUGUUAUGGCAGAAUAAGAAGAAUUAGUAAGAUGGGUUAAAUAUCGCCGUUUUCCGCAUGACGCUUUUUUAUCCUACUGUUAACUGGGACAGAAGAAGUUAAAUUAGAGGUCACUGUCGUCCCUGGCAAUGUCAGCUGACAACCACACGUGAGCCCCACUGGAGGGGGGGGCUACUUCGAUCAUGAUGUUUUUAGCAACAGUUCCCAUGAAUGCACCAUUUAGUGUAUUGGUGGAGAAACGUUAAGCAAUUCUUCAGACGACAAACUUUGCAGAUUAGUUAAAGCGCUUUAUGUUGCAGGGGUCUGGGGAUUGUUGCAGAAAAAAGCUGUUUAAUGCGUUAUGUGGAGAACUUUGCUGAGAAUUCCAGAUUUAAGGCGGUCAUGCAAAUGAUUCAAUAGAUUUGUAGUAAUAACUUUGUUGUUGUCUAGUUUUAGCCUAGAGUUGCUGAUUCUAAAUUAAUACAGAUUCCAAUUAUAUGUUUUGUGGCAACAAUUUUGUCUGUAGCUAAUUUUUCUCUUAUCUUGUCUUUUUAGUUGUGAGUUAUUAUGUCAACAGGGAAAGAUGCUGACACAGUGCUGGACCUCCUGUACAUUCAGGAGAGUGAGGAAGUGUACAGGAAUCCCACUGAAGUGAAGAUGAGUCAGAUCGUGCUGCCCUGCCAUGCCAACCACCAUGGGGAGCUGAGUGUUGGGCAGCUGCUGAAGUGGAUGGACUCCACAGCCUGUUUAUCUGCUGAGAGACAUGCCGGUUGUUCCUGUAUCACUGCUUCUGUGGACGACAUCCAUUUUGAACACACCAUAGGGGUGGGAAAGGUUGUCACCAUCAUAGCAAAGGUCACCAGAGCCUUCACAUCCAGUAUGGAGGUGGGCAUACUGGUGACUUGUGAAGACCUUUACACUGACAGGCUGUGGAAAGUUUGCCAUGCCUUUGCUACCUUUGUUGCUAGACGAACUGAAGCUGGAAAGGUACAACUGAAGCAGGUGAUUCCUUACACACAAAUGGAGCAGAUGGAGUACAGCCUGGCAGCAGAGCGGAGGAGAAUGAGGCUCAUCCACGCAGAGAUCAUUACAGACCUACUUAGUAGCAGCACAUCUCAACUGGGCGAAUGCCAGGAGUAUCAAGAUGCCUUGCCAGCUGAGAGGACGCGAGUGGAGAGUGUGGAGCUAGUGCUACCACCACAUGCCAACCACCAAGUCAGCACCUUUGGAGGCCAGAUCAUGGCCUGGAUGGAGAACGUGGCUACGAUUGCAGCAAGUCGCUUGUGUAAUGCUCACCCAACCCUGAGGACCAUAGACAUGUUCCAUUUUCGUGGCCCAUCUCACAUUGGUGACCGACUGGUACUGAAAGCCAUUGUUAAUAAUGCCUUCAAGGACAGCAUGGAGGUGGGAGUGUGUGCUGAGGCCUACCAGGGCGGAGAACCUCAGCGUCAUAUAAAUAGUGCUUUUAUGACCUUUGAGGUGCUUGACAGUGACAGGAAACCACGCAUGCUGCCACGGAUACGGCCUGCACCUGGUGAUGGAAAAAGGCGUUAUCAAGAAGCCAUUGCAAGAAGGAAGAUUCGACUUGAUAGGAAAUAUAUUACGUCCUCCAAACAAACUCAAGUGCCUUUAUCUGUGCCCUGGGACCCAAGUAAUCAGAUAUAUCUAAGCUAUAACAAUGUAUCAGCACUGAAAUUAAUGGAUACCAGAAACAACUGGGUAUUAACGUCUGAGAAAAAUAAGGUUCGACUGUACACACUGGAGCAAAACCAUAUGUUGUGUUUCAAGGUGGAGAUGCAUGUCAGCAUCUCAGCAGAGCAGACAUUCCACCUACUGUCAGACCUGAGGAGGAGAAAGGACUGGGACCCACAUUAUGAAGAGUGUGAGGUGAUCAACCACGUGGAUGAGGAUGACACCCUUUAUCGUGUAGCUACACCCACUGUCACUAAAGAGGGCAAAGGCCAGGACUUUAUCUUGCUUGCAUCUCUGAGAAAGCCAUGUGAUGCCAGUGACCCAUAUCUGAUCGCUCUGCGUUCUGUCACGUUGCCUACUCACCCUCCCACUGAAGACUACACCAGGGGAGAGAUUCUCUGUGCUGGCUUCACAAUCUGGGAAGAGUCCAGUUUUGUCACCAAGAUCACCUACUACAACCAGGCCACACCAGGUGUCCUCCCCUAUAUCUCCACAGACAUCGCUGGCCUCUCCUCCAGCUUUUACAGUGUGUUUUCUGCAUGUAGCCAUUUCCUGGAGGCCAACAAGGACAGGCUGCUUGCUCUGCCAUCCUCUGCACUGUGACACAACAGGACACUGAGAUCACAAAGCUCUUGUCCUGGCCAUUAAUUUUUAAUUUCUGCAGUUUUUUUUCUUUACUUGCUCCUUGUUUUCUUCAAAACUAAUAGUUAUUAAGCAAGUGUACACAAUAUUUCUGAGUCUCUUUCGGCUUUAAAACCGAAAGAUUUAUUAGUCAGUAUAUGAUGGAAAACUUUGUGCCACACUAAUUUAUAAGUCAAAGAGUCAUAUUUUCUUAUACAGUUUUAAGUAUUUAAUACAAUGUCAGCAGUGUAUUAUUUUGAGACAGUCAUGUUUUAUUGGCCAGACUACACAAACUAUCAUGGGCAUGAAACUAGUUUAAAUUGAUGAACAUAUGUCUGAAACAGAUACUUUUGUUAUGUUUGUUUUCUAU
Messenger RNA from Monopterus albus (swamp eel), 2703 nucleotides. It is a transcript of the gene acot11b, whose product is annotated as acyl-CoA thioesterase 11b. The transcript is spliced from 15 exons. Gene Ontology annotation, biological process: acyl-CoA metabolic process. Gene Ontology annotation, cellular component: cytosol; cytoplasm. Lineage: Eukaryota; Metazoa; Chordata; Actinopteri; Synbranchiformes; Synbranchidae. The coding region runs from base 588 to 2315 and encodes 575 amino acids. Gene Ontology annotation, molecular function: long-chain fatty acyl-CoA hydrolase activity; lipid binding. The record is from RefSeq and is a predicted model, not a curated record.